ACAACAACAUUUUUUACACAAAAACACGGGGGGAAACCUCCAAAGUCCAAACUCUCCACAGCCAUGUCCGUCGCCGCAGCCGACUGGCUCCCGGCCGCGACCGUCACGGCGUCCGGCCGGCCGGUGCUGUCCGCCGGCGAGAUCGAGCGGCACCUGCUUCCGCUCGUCGACCUGGAGCCCGAGGAGAACCCCCGCCUCGCGCCCCUCCGCGACUGCCUCCUCGCGCUCACCUCCCACCGGCUCGUCUUCCUCCACGAGGCCUCCCUCUCCGCCCGCGCCCUCCCGCUCGCGUCCAUCGUCCACGCCUACCCGCCCCACCGCAGGCACAACCACAACCCACUCCGCUCCCUCUUCUCCUCCUCGUCCUCCUCGUCGUCGUCGCAUCACCCGCGCAUCCGCAUCCAGAUCUCCCUGCCCCCGUCGCGGUCGGAGGUCGUCGCCGUCGUCGUCACCUGCAAGGCGGACGUGGAUGUGUUCUACGGGAGGCUGCUCGAGGCCAUCCGCGCGAGGGCCUGGGAGGCGACCGCCUCGGCUGCUCCGGCCAGUGGCGCCCCGGUGGCUGAGGGAGCCGCCCCAGCCGAGGAGGAUCUGGCGAUCAGGAUGCCCGUGGUUGGAGUGGCAGGGAUACUGCGGAAGGAGCAGGAGACGUGGGAGAGCGCGGGGCAGAACUUGCAGGAUGCCUUCCAGGAUCUCAAUGCCCUCAUGAGCAAAGCCAAGGAAAUGAUGGAGCUGGCAGAGAAAAUGAGGCAAAAGCUAUGGACGAACUCAUCUGCUCAAUCCAAUUCUAAUGACGAAGAGAUGGGUUCUAAGCAAGACAUGCGGGAUUUGCUAUUGAGCGUAGGCAUCGUGUCGUCAACCCUGCCGGCCGUUUACAAGUACCUUCGAAUGUUCUAA
Molecule: messenger RNA, 894 nt
Organism: Triticum urartu
Lineage: Eukaryota; Viridiplantae; Streptophyta; Magnoliopsida; Poales; Poaceae
Product: vacuolar protein sorting-associated protein 36-like
Biological process (GO): protein transport to vacuole involved in ubiquitin-dependent protein catabolic process via the multivesicular body sorting pathway
Cellular component (GO): late endosome membrane; ESCRT II complex
Molecular function (GO): phosphatidylinositol-3-phosphate binding; ubiquitin binding
Source: RefSeq, a predicted model, not a curated record